Messenger RNA from Rosa chinensis, 2243 nucleotides. RefSeq lists its product as uncharacterized. The coding region runs from base 423 to 2243 and encodes 606 amino acids. The transcript has 9 exons. The record is from RefSeq and is a predicted model, not a curated record. Lineage: Eukaryota; Viridiplantae; Streptophyta; Magnoliopsida; Rosales; Rosaceae.
UCACCCUCAAUCCAGUUCACCCUUUCACCCUCGUCAAGCCUCUAUCUCACUCACUCUCGCUCUCACUCACACUCGAUACACUCUCAGUGGGCUGUCUCCGUCGACCGAGACUCACCCUCGUUCUUCUUGGUUUAAAUCUUCUGGGUUUCAUAACUCAAUUUGUUCUUAAAGACCUUUCUAUUUCUCUCCGUUCCAAUUCAAGACCCUUUUGAUUCUUCCUCACCUUUUGUCGCCACUGUUGCUCUAAAACUUUGAUGGGUUCUCUCUAAUUCCAACUCUUCUGCAUGGGGUCUUUCUGGAGCUGCUGAGCUUUUUGACUUGAGGGGGCUCAAAGGGAAGGUUGGUUGGUAUCUAAAGAUCUGAGGGUUGAAGAAGGUUAGCUGGUAUCGCUGGGCUGAGUUAAGCUUGCUAUCCUUAAGAUAAUGGCACCUUCUACGCGAAGACCUUCAUCUCAAGCAGUAGCAAUGGCCAAAAGAAUGAGGGAAAUUCAGCUGAGAGGGACAAGGUCUAGCAAUACCAAGCGAUCCAAUGGAGCAACAUCAAGGGGAACUUCAGUACAAGCUGCAUCAAAGUUGUCAUUGAAACGACAAAAGAGAUUGAAGGGUAAAAGAGCUAUGAAAAGGGAAGGACUGAAGUUGCUUAAACGAGGGUGUGUGACAAUGUCUCGUAUAGUGAGACGAAAAAUAAUUGGAAAGAGGAUGACAGUUCAGUUCAACCAGAAAGGACAACCCAUAGGGAAAGCUGGUAAAGAAAUGCAGUCAUAUAUUGGGGUGUUAGCUCGCAAGAAGGUUCCAAUCUCGAUACCUACAUGGAAGGAUGUUUUAGUGGAACAAAAAAAUAAAAUCUGGGAAGGCAUAAAGUUGUCAUUUUUGUUGCGUCCAGAACACAAAAGAAUGGUCUUAAUCUCAGCAGGAGCAAAAUGGAGAGAGUUCAAGAGUCAUUUGACCACCCGCUACAUUCUCCCACAUAGAGAUAACCUUGAAAUUAUCGAAUCUCGACCAGAGGACUAUCUUUUCAUUAAUCAAGAUGACUGGGAGAUUUUUGUACAAGAUAGGUUAUCUGACUCAUUUCUAGAACUCCAUGAGAAACAAAAAAGAAAACGAGCCUUAAGUAAGUAUCCUCAUCGGCUGUCACGUAAAGGGUACGCUGGAUUGGAGGAAGAACUGUCUGCAACUAUGGAUGAAGCUGAACUUGAUCGUGCAACCAUGUGGAUCAAAGCACGUCAAGAUAAGAAUGGAGGAUUUAAAGAUCCUUUAGUAGAGGAGAAGGCCAAAGAAAUUGCUGAUUUGAAGAAAAAAGAGGCUGAGGGAGAGUUAAGCACUUCUGGUUCAGAUGAUGUGUUAACUUUAGCAUUAGGAAAUCCUGAGCAUACUGGAAUAAUUAGAGGUGUAGGGGCAAAUGUGAGGCAAGCUGCAUACUUUAACCUCCCAAAACGCCGAAAGCAAAGUGUUGAACAGAGUCUUAGGUUAAGUGUUCAGAAAAUAAUGGAACAAGAAAGGGAGAAGAUACUAGCAAAAGAACGAGCAAUUUGGGAGGAGAGGUUGAAGACGUUAGAAGCAAGGGUGUUGAUGAAUCCUAUGGUAACUGAAUCCCCCAAAGAUUCCACCAUUGAUAGGGAAGUUGGUUCUGGACAAGGAAGUUCAAAUAUGCAUGAGAAGGCUGCCAACGCAAUUGAAAAACAGAUUCCCUCCACUGUUAGAAAGUCUUUGGAUUUAGAACCUCAUGUUGAGGAGCCUGUGGAAGUUGUGAAUCCCAUUGAUGGUGUGAAUUUGAAUGCUAUUGAGAAGGGUCAGCCAAUUGGUCUCGUGGUUGUUGAUCUGGAAAUCCAGGAGGGUGAAUUUCAGGCACAGACAAUUGGGAAAGAGUGCCAUUUAGCUUUAGGUUCAACCGAUAACGUUGUAGCUAUUGCAACAGUUAUAGAAGUCAAUAAUGAAAACAACAGCCAGCUUAUCCAUGGUGUUCCAUUGGGCGAGGGAAACAUGCGUGUAUCGAUUGUACGCUCUCUAGUGGAUGAAGCCAAGCUUCCAUUUCCAAUCGAAAACGAAAUAAUGACGGUUCGUGAUGCUAUUGGGACUUAUGUGGCUUGGCCUAAAAACCUUAUUGUUUUUCCAGUAGAGUUUCAGAAAAUGGCAGCAAAGAGUAGAGGAAUGAGAAAGAGAAAAAGAGUAGAAGAAGAUGAGUAUCAUGAAGAAGAUAUAGACAUGGCAUCAUUGCCAACAACCCUCCCUCCCUCCCUCCCUUAA